AUGAAAUAUAAAAGAUAUGUGACGUUCCACGGCAAAAGCGCGAACGGCGUGAUCGUGUCGCCCGACGACAUCGUGAAGGCCCUGGAACAGACGUACGCCCGUCCGGAACUUCUGGUCGCCCGCGAGGUUGCCGAGCUCCGCAACAGUCCAAAGCUAAGUUCUCCUCAAGAUUUAAAUGGUUUAGCAAAUAAAUUGCGAUCCUGCCCAUCGACUACACGCCCACAUCCCCGAGGCCUGCUGAAAGUGGUCCCGGUCAUAGUCGAGGGUCCUGACGGCGCGUUCGAGACAACAGCAAUGCUAGACGACGGCAGCGUCUCAUCUCUCAUUGACGCCGAAGUGGCAAAACGCAUCGGCGCGAAGCCAACCCGCUCGGAGCGUCUUCGCAUUGAAUGUGUUUGUAAUAUGACAGCGGAACUUAACGUAAGUUAUGUUGAUUUUUACGUACGUGGUCGCGACCGACCCGAUCGUUACCUGAUUGAACACGCGCGAGCCGUGGAACCCUUAGGGCUUCGCGCACGAUAUCCAGACACGAUUAAUAUCAUGGAUUACGAUCAUCUGUCAGGUCUAGCAAACGAACUUUCACAUGACAUUGCUUAUCCCACCGUCCUAAUCGGCGCGCCUGACUGGUAUAUAUCCAUAAGUCGCGAAGUGCGGUGCGGAAAAAAGAACGACCCUGUUGCCUCCAAAACCCUAUUAGGUUGGGUACUCCAUGGCGCACACUCUUUGUCGUCGAAGCCAUUUGAAUUUGUCAAUCACGUCACGGAAGAUCUGGAUACACUUAUAAAAUGCCAAUACGACAUCGACGCCUUGGGUAUCACAAAAAAGGUCCCACGUCAAAACAGCGAGGAUCAACGGGCCGUAGACAUCAUAGAAUCAUCCACUCACCAACUUGACGAUAGCCAUUUUGAAGUCGGCCUGCCUUGGAAGGAGGAGCUACCGAAAAUUAUACCAGAUAGCUACCCACAGGCACUCUCACGCUUCAAGGCCCUCGAGCGACAGAUGUCAAAGGACCCAGCGUUCGCCGCAUCCUUUCAACAAUUCAUAGAUGACAUAAUCAGCAAGAACUAUGCCGAAGAGUGUGAUUCGAAGACUUACCACCAUCGACCCGCACCAAAUGCCUCUUGCGUCAACGCAGAUGGCUCCAUUCGCUGGUACCUGCCUAUCUUUGGCGUCUAUCAUCCUCAGAAAAAGAAGCUGAGAGCAGUCCAUGACGCGGCUGCCACAACAAAAGGCGUAAGCCUCAACAGUCUGCUUCUGCAAGGUCCUGACUUAUUGUCGCCUCUACUUGACAUCCUGUUCCGUUUCAGAGAAGGUGCGGUGGCCUUGAAUGGCGACAUCAAGGAGAUGUUUCCCCAGAUCAAGAUUGCCGCAAGGGACAGGGAUACUCAACGUUUUCUCUGGCGUGACAAGAACGGCGACCUCAAGGAAUACCGCAUGUCGUCAAUGAUUUUUGGCGCAGUUUCGAGUCCUUUCAUCGCCCUCUAUAUAAAAAACAAAAACGCGAAGAUGCACGAAGUCGACUAUGCCGCUGCCUGCAAAGCAAUCAUUGACGACCACUAUAUGGACGACUACCUUGGGAGCCACACAAACGUUGCUGACGCAGCUCAACUUGCCGCCGACGUUGUCACAGUGCACAAGAAUUGUGGUUUCGAGAUGCGAGCGUGGACGUCUAACCAUCCAGAGGCACUCUCUCUUGUCCCGAAGGAACUUCGUAGCGACGCAACUUCUGACGUUUACCUGCCUCCCAGUAGUGACGUCGGCGUCUUGGGUGUUAAAUGGAACCCACGUCAAGACUUCUUAGGGUUUCGUGUCGUACCCCAGAUACCGACCGGCACUAUGACAAAACGCAUUCUUUUAUCGAACGUCAUGAAAGUUUAUGACCCUCUUGGUUUUUUGAUGCCGGUCGUCAUCUGGGGUCGUAUUUUGAUUCAAAGAUUAUGGCGGGCAGGCGUUGGCUGGGACACAGACUUACCUGAAAUGUACGUAAGCGAAUCUAAAGACUGGUUUGCACAGCUGCAGAUUGCAGCCAAUAUAAAAAUCCCUCGCUGGUACAUGGUCAGGUCAAACGUGUCCGAUGUCCAGCUGCACGUAAUCGCCGACGGUGGCGAACAAGCCUACGCCUGCGUCGCCUAUUGGCGUUUCACUUACAGUGAUGACUCUGUAUCGACAGCCCUCAUCGGUAGUAAGGCCCGAGUCUGUCCCCUGAAACCGGUUUCCAUCCCAAGAUUAGAAUUACAAGCCGCGCUUAUCGCGUCGCGUUUUGCGCAAACAAUUCUGCAAGCUCACCGUUUUGAGCCCUCCGCAACUAUUUUCUGGACUGACUCAACCACAGUCCUAAAGUGGAUCCGGAGUGACGCUCGUGCGUUUAAACCUUUCGUGGCACACAGGUUGGGAGAGAUACUGGAAACCACCAAUCCAUCUGAUUGGAGGUGGAUCCCUACCUCUCUCAACGUCGCUGACGAUGCGACAAAACCAAAACGAACCGACUUUACCGCAACUCAUCGGUGGUUCACCGGUCCACAGUUCCUUGUUGAACAGUCUUGCACUUGGCCGACCGAGCGCGUCACCGACGAGGGAGAGACCUCAUCAGACCCCGAGUUAAAAUCGAAUCUGAUGGUUCUGCUCCUCGACACCCCACUCUCGAAUUCGUUACCCGAUCCAACGCGUUUCAGCUCCUGGCUACGUUUACUACGUGCCACCGCCCGUUUUCUCCAGGGCGCACGUCUAUUCCGGCUUAAGCUGUCUCGGCCAAUAGAUCCAAAUUCCAAACUCUACAUUCAUAACACCACGUCUCCCCACCAGCUUCACGCGUCAGACAUGAUAGAAGCGGAGAAGAUGUUGGUCUGUCAAGCACAAACAGAAAGUUUCCCUGAGGAAUUAUCGAACUUACGAUCUUCGAAGCCAGUGCCCAAGAAUAGUCGGAUUAAGAAAUUGGCGCCUACACUGGAUGGAGAAGGCCUCAUGCGACAAGACACGCGCAUAAGUUCCGCACCGGAAGUGAACGACGAGAUGAAAUCACCCAUGAUUCUCGACGGCCGCCACUAUAUCUCACGACUCUUGAUCCUCCACGAACAUGUCAAAGCCGCGCACCAAUUUAAUGAGCUCGUUUUGAAUGAACUUCGGCAAAGAUAUUCGAUCUUAAGAGCCAGAGGAACCAUCCGUAGCGUAGCAAGCGCCUGCUUGAAGUGUAAAAGAUGGAACACGAAACCUAUCCAACCUCAGACCGGUAACUUACCACCAGAACGUCUUGAUCACCACAAAAGACCAUUCACCCACGUAGGCCUCGAUUACUUUGGCCCGAUCCUAGUAACGCUAUAUCGACGGAGCGAGAAACGAUACAUCGCCUUAUAUACGUGUCUCACAACCAGAGCGCUUCACCUCGAAAUCGUAAACUCACUCACUGCAAAUAGUGCUAUAAUGAGCCUCAGACGCUUCAUUGCUCGCCGAGGAUCGCCCACCACCAUAUUUUCCGAUAACGGGACUAACUUUGUUGGCUCUUCCCGCGAACUGCGCUCCCUACAUGACAACUCGGUCGUAGAGUAUGCCACUAACCACAAAAUCGACUGGCGCUUCAUACCACCGGCAUCCCCGUUCAUGGGCGGUGCCUGGGAGCGGCUUGUGCGGACAGUGAAAGCAGCCCUCAGAUCUUGCCUAACAAAUCAACCACUGAAGGAAGAAGUCUUGUCAACACUCCUACUCGAGGCUGAAUCGAUAGUGAAUUCCAGGCCACUCACAUACGUCCCGUCUUCCCCAGAUGCACCAGAGGCGCUAACACCAUUCCAUUUUAUCCUCGGCUCCUCAUCAGUCGUUCCAUGGACCACGUCGCUGACAGACGCAGACCUAUCCCGACGAUGUCGAUGUAUCUACGACGACGGCCACUAG
This is a messenger RNA of Cydia splendana, 3882 nucleotides long. RefSeq lists its product as uncharacterized. Gene Ontology annotation, molecular function: nucleic acid binding. Gene Ontology annotation, biological process: DNA integration. The transcript has 3 exons. The record is from RefSeq and is a predicted model, not a curated record. Bases 1 to 3882 code for a protein of 1293 amino acids. NCBI's taxonomy places the organism in Eukaryota, Metazoa, Arthropoda, Insecta, Lepidoptera, Tortricidae.